Molecule: messenger RNA, 1983 nt
Organism: Fusarium mangiferae
Lineage: Eukaryota; Fungi; Ascomycota; Sordariomycetes; Hypocreales; Nectriaceae
Exons: 1
Coding region: 1-1983 (660 amino acids)
Source: RefSeq, a predicted model, not a curated record
AUGGAGUCAUCCGAGGACGACUUUGGUGCAUCCGUCAGUGCACUAGCCCUCAGCAAGGUUGGGUUAGGCCCUCGGCCGGGAACCAAAGAAGACAACUUUUACACGCCGCGUAACGAAGACUUCUACUCAAAGUAUAAAUACUGUCCCUUGGGCAGUAAGAGACCUACUAUUCGUCUCCUCAAGGUCUACCCUAAGAGAAAAACCCUUGCUCAGCAUAUGGAUGACCACCCUGACUGGAAAACCAGCAGCUGCGACCCAGCACCUGUUAGCUUCUCAUCACUCAAUCCCUCUUCAGUCCAAAAUGCCUCAUCUAGUGAGGAACUACUGGCCUGCGACGUGCUUGACGGAGUGUCGCUCUCCGCGUCCACAGGGCGGUACCUAGUUCUCUCGUACGCAGCAGGCGACCCCCAAAACACGGCGAGGAUCUUAGUCGGGGGACAUAUCUUCAAUGCCUUCGCGCAGCUCAUCCACGCCUUCAAGUGUGCUGUGGACUACUGGGAUAAACAGAAUGGUUGUCGAGAUGGAUACUUCUUAUUCUGGGUUGACCAAAUCUGCAUCAAUCAGUCGGAUGAAGUCGAGAGAGGCCAUCAGGUCAUGAUGAUGCGCGAUAUUUAUUCCCGUGGCGCUACGACUCUUGUCUGCCUCUCGACCGCCGAUCAAGAAAAACCGGCUAGGCCGUUCUCGGGUUCCAAUACGCAAACACAAGAGUUCGGAAAAAAGGCCGGACUAUGGGGCCCAACAGAGACUGAAAAACCGAACCCUGGAUUAGGGUGGCUCACAAACGGGCCACCUCAAAGUUCUACAGGGCUUGUCGACGUUUUCUGGAAAGAUUGCUACGAUAGAGGGCCUCGUCCCGAGACUCUCACAUCUUUUGUGGCUUUUCUUCUAUCUCCUUGGUGGACACGGUCGUGGGUAUACCAGGAGUUCGUCUGUUCCCCCAAAGUCCAUUUUGUAUUUGCAGACUAUGGCGCUCCUUGGGAGACUAUAUCGUCAUGUUUGACCCCAGACCCUGGUUCUUGGUACAAUGUGUGGAAAAGUCGCCUCACAGGCAAGGAUCACCAGGAUAUCGUGCGCGCCAAGAAUGAACAAUUUGAUCAGCAGCACGCGCAGCAGAAUGCCGAGGAAGGUGAGCAAGAGCCAGGGCGUGGUACAACCAUUCUCAGUUUCGAAGAAAAGGUGAAAAAGCAAGUUGAUUCUCUUAUAGAGAACCUCACCGCUCCGGAUGUGGAAAAGUCGAUACGCACCGUGACGGCCAUGAUGAACGGCCGUUCGAAGCAUGAGAGUCAAGUAGGAGACUUGCGCGUUCUUCUCCGACACGCGCGAAACUUCCAAGCAUCGGACACAAGAGAUAAAAUAUACGCAUUUGUUGGGCUUGCACGGGACGACUAUGGCUUUGAGCCCAGCUAUUCACAGGAGAAUACGGCUGUACACGUCCACUCAGACGCGGCACGGAGAAUCGUCGAGAUUGACGAAGAUCUAAACUACGUUCUGGAGCAAGCAUUUGUCGGCAGACGUGACCUGGGCUUCUUUCUUCCUUCAUGGGUCCCAGACUGGAACUGCAGCGAGGAUAGGGGCAUAUUGUUGGAGCUUAAAAGCCUCCCCAACGGGGCCAGUGAAUCGCCCGGAUCUUUAGCACUACUAACAGAUUGGCCAGUUGAGGAACCGGAUCCCUAUUCCCAAAGGACCAAGCACAAAGGCCUUAGUUUGCAAGUGACCGGUAGACAUGUCGCGACAAUCCCCCGAGGAUCCCACGAAAUUUCUCCAAACUUGCAACAGUUCGAAACUGAUUCGGGCCUGGUGAUUUACGCUCCCAGCACGGCGCGACCGAAAGAUGAGAUAUGGUCGCUUUCUGGAUGCGAGUGGCUAGUGUUCUUACGGAACGAGGGGAAAGAUAAGUACUGCUUUGGCGGCUUUGUUGUUGUCCAUGGGCUCGAGGAGAAGUCAACUUUUAAGAAAGAGACGAGGCGAGUUUUUCUAAUUUAA